UGUCACAGUGUCACUAUUUCAGCUGGGUAGAGAAGCUCGGCGCACACUAAGAGAAUCGGCAUUUUAAAGGACACCCUUACGGACAAGAACGUAUGCAAUGAUAUUUUACAUUUCUGCCUGAAACCGGACUAAAAAGAAAAAAUGACGGUGGAUUUUGAGGAUUGUAUCAAAGACUCACCCAGGUUCAGAGCGAACAUCGACGAGGUGGAGACAGAUGUGGUCGAUGUCGAGGCCAAACUAGACAAGCUGGUGAAGCUGUGCAGUGGCAUGAUCGAGGCUGGCCGUGCAUACGUCAGCGCCAACAAGCUGUUUAUCAAUGGCAUCCGAGACCUGUCCCACCACUGCAAGGAGGAGACGAUCACGGAGUGUCUAGAGAAAUGUGGAGAGAGUCUUCAGGAAAUCGUUAACUACCACAUGAUCCUGUGUGACCAGGCUCAGAGGUCCAUUAAGCAGCAACUGCACAAUUUUGUCAAAGAGGAUGUGCGCAAGUUCAAGGAGACAAAGAAGCAGUUUGACAGGUUGCGGGAGGACAUGGAGAUAGCGCAGGUGAAGAACGCCCAGGCACCGCGCAACAAGCCCCACGAGGCUGAGGAGGCUACCGGCACGCUCAUCACCACCCGGAAGUGCUUCCGACACCUCGCUCUGGACUACGUUUUACAGAUCAAUGUUUUACAGGCCAAAAAGAAGUUUGAAAUCCUUGAUUCGAUGCUGUCCUUCAUGCAGGCUCAGUACUUGCUCUUCCAGCAGGGCUACAGCCUCCUGGACGAGCUCAACCCAUACAUGAAGAAACUGGCCGCCGAGCUGGAUCAGCUGGUGAUCGACUCAGCCAUGGAGAAGAGGCUGAUGGAGCACCAGCAUGCCAUCAUCCAGCAGAGGACUUUGAUGCAGGACUAUGAUGAUUCAAAAGUGGAAUUUAACGUGGAUGCCCCAAAUGGAGUCGUGAUGGAGGGAUAUCUGUUUAAGAGAGCCAGUAAUGCGUUUAAGACAUGGAACAGGCGAUGGUUUUCAAUACAAAACAGCCAGCUCGUGUACCAAAAGAGACUAAAGGAUGCGCUGACGGUGGUGGUAGAGGACCUUAGGCUUUGCUCAGUCAAGCCGUGUGAGGACAUUGAACGGAGGUUCUGCUUUGAAGUGGUUUCCCCUUCAAAAAGCUGCAUGCUGCAGGCUGAAUCAGAGAAGCUCCGGCUGGCCUGGAUCGAGGCGGUACAAGCAAGCAUUGCCUCAGCCUACCGAGAGAUCACAGACAACUACUACACGCAGCGUUUGGACAGGACGGCGUCCCCCUCCACCAGCAGCAUAGACUCAGCCAGUGAGCCACGGGACAAAAGCGUGAGAGGUGACACCAUCCUCCAGAGGAUGCAGUCCGUCCCGGGCAACGAGCUUUGCUGUGACUGUAGCCAGGCCGACCCGCGCUGGGCCAGCAUCAACCUGGGCGUGCUGCUCUGCAUCGAGUGCUCUGGCAUCCACAGGAGUUUGGGUGUUCACUGUUCAAAGGUGCGCUCUUUAACGCUGGACUCUUGGGAACCAGAGCUAAUAAAGUUAAUGUGUGAGCUCGGUAACACAGUAAUUAAUCACAUCUACGAAGGUGCCUGUGAAGAAAGAGGUCUGAAAAAACCGGGACCCAGCAGCUCCAGGCAGGAGAAAGAAGCUUGGAUCAAGUCUAAGUACGUGGAGCGGAAGUUCCUGAAGAAGAUUUCUGGCUCGGAGGUGCUGACGGCUGGUGGCAGGAAAUCGCAUCACUGGCAUGUCAAGAAGUGCCGAAGGAACAACACUGUGCAGGUGCCCAAGACCCGUCGGAAAUACCGGCAUAACGGCGGGACUGUCUCACCAGGCAACCUCUCCGCAGCUGCUGCAGCCAGAUUCCGCAGGGAGUCACUCUUCUGUCCGGAUGAACUAGACUCGCUGUUCUCCUAUUUCGACACAGGCUCCGGGCCACGCAGUCUCAGCAGUGACAGCGGGUUGGGCGGAAGCACAGACGGCAGCUCUGACGUGCUGGGCUUCGGCUCGGUGGUGGACAGCGUCACCGAGGAGGAGUGUGAGGACUCUGAGGAGUCCAGUGGGGAGGUGGAGAUCGAGCAGGAGGUGUCAGACCCAGAGGACGCGCGUGAGCUGCACCCAGGAGCGCUGCUCUGUAAGGCGGCGCGCGCCCGGCUCCUGCCUGUCAUGGCCGAGGCGCUGGCGCACGGUGCUGAUGUCAACUCCGCCCAUGACGAGGAUGAGAGCAAGAGUCCCCUAAUACAGGCUCUGAUAGGGGGCUCGCUGAUAGCCUGCGAGUUCCUGCUGCAAAACGGAGCCGAUGUCAAUCAGAAGGACGCCAGGGGGCAGGGUCCGCUUCACCAUGCCACGUGUCUAAGCCACACAGGGCAGGUGUGUUUGCUUCUGAAGCGAGGAGCAUGUCAGACCGAGGUGGACGUGGACGGGCAAGACCCCUUGAGCAUCGCUGUGCAGGCGGGCAACGCCGACAUUGUUACACUGCUGCGGUUGGCUCGCAUGAACGAGGAGAUGCGGGAAGCAGACGGACCCCUCGGCCAGCCAGGUCAAUUCCCAGGCAGCAGUCCUACUGAGCAACAGUACAGAAAGUGCAUUCAGGAGUUUAUCUGCCUUACCAUAGAUGACUGCUAGGGGGAGCACCUGAGCAGGAUACAGGGCAAAGGGAGGGGUGGGUGGGCAGACAAUAUCAGCCUCUGUCUGGUUGUGAAACAAUAUCUUCGGUCACAUUCCUCCCUAUAGUUCUGUCCCUUGCUAUAUGACUCAUUUCAGAUUAUCAGUGGGGUACUGUCCAUUAAAAAUUCCAUGUCCACAGAGUAUUUUUAAAAAAAAUAAUGAAACUAUAAUGGCUAUUAUUGCUGCAGUAGCAGUAGGUACUCAGUGUGGCUGAUGCUGAAGACCUCGCUCUUUGUCGAGGCUUUGAAUGGCUGUGGGAUGAUGUUAAACAUGCAGAAAACAGCAGUACAAGCUUAAUGUAGGCAUGGCUAAAUAUCAUAGUGACUCAGAGGUAGCUUGGUAAGCACAUGAAAAUCACAUCAAAAUGGUUCUGUAGCAUUAUAUGGUCAUCUUGUACAAAUAUGACUGAGUGCACGUUGCCUACCGACAGUGUUUUAUUUGGUGGGUUUUUUUGUUUGUUUUGUAUUGUUUUGCUUUUUUUUCCGGCAUGAUUCUGCCGUCAGUGAGUGUUGUUCACUGUGUUUUUUGUUUUUGUUGCUGUCUUUUUUUUUUUGAUCUAUAUUUAUGAUAUUCUGCCCAGAGGACUCGUGCAAUGGUAACUGGAAUACAGAAAAUCUGUAUCCAUGUACAUUCUUCUCUGUUAGGUAAACACACAAGAUGUUCCAGUGUUGAACUGCAUUCUCUUCAGCCUUGCGUUCAUCGACUCAUUUUGACUCGCGAUUGUUUUUUUUCCACCCACAUUUAAAUUCCUCGCAUGGUUUAAUUAUGGACACUUUUCGAGCCCUUUAAAGUUUUAGAAAGAAGACGGUGAAUCUAAAUUAUUUAUAGAAGGUAUGAUAAUAGUUGUACGUUUUAUAUAUUUGUACUUGUAUCUCCAUACCCUGAAUUUACUCGUGAUGUGGCUUAUUUUUCUGAGUCAAUAGAGCUCUCGUCAAAAUCGGCUGCUUCAGACCGCACUUCUGUGCACGUUCAGCCCAGAGGAUGCUGGCUGGAGCAACACAUGACUGCAAGCAUGACUCCUUAUGGUGGCGAACAGGAUUUGUCAUUUUAUAGAAAUGCAUGGCUUUUUUGAUUAAAUCCAGUUUGGAGCACUGUUGUUCAAGAUUUUUAUGCACAUUAGUGUGGACUUCAUUAGCUAUCUCAGAAUCGCCUCUUAGCGGUACACGUAAGGCAUUUUUUAGCUGUCAGUAGUGUUGGUCAGCCGAAAUCUGAUGAGGGUGAACUGAAAAAUGCAUAUGAAUUGAACGACCUUCAAUAUUUUUGCAAAAGGUUAAAAGGUUUUAUAGAAACGCGACAGACUGUGAACGUACUGUUACUGGAGAAAGGCGUUUUUUUCUCAGUAUGAAAAAACUGCAGGAGAACAAACAUCUUAAAUGCUGCACAUUGCGCCUUUUUUGUUUUUGAUUAAAGUGUUUGAUCCAAAAUCUGAAACGGAAUGAAAAACAAAAAGCAGUAAUAGACGAUUUCUAACUCGAAUGGAGAUGACGUGGGGCUGGUUGAAGUGUUGUGUCUUUGGGUGUGUGUUCAGCGUUGAUUCUGCACUAUGCUCCUGAAGAACUGUGGUGUAAAUAUGUAUUAACUGCUCUCAACUGCUUGUGCUUUCUGUGGGUCAUUUUCCUGUUCUCUUUUACAAUGGUCCCUACAGUCUGUUUUCAUACUGUUAGAUAAAGUCCUGCACUUGGAGACAUUCUAGCAUUAUUUACACAACUAAAAUCUUAAACAAAACUCGAUUGUCUUUUGAAACACUGAAAAAAAAAGGAGAAAGAAUAAAACUUUGAUGCUCUUAAA
Molecule: messenger RNA, 4452 nt
Organism: Electrophorus electricus (electric eel)
Lineage: Eukaryota; Metazoa; Chordata; Actinopteri; Gymnotiformes; Gymnotidae
Source: RefSeq, a predicted model, not a curated record